Molecule: messenger RNA, 4142 nt
Organism: Psammomys obesus (fat sand rat)
Lineage: Eukaryota; Metazoa; Chordata; Mammalia; Rodentia; Muridae
Product: zinc finger protein 431-like
Exons: 3
Coding region: 90-1472 (460 amino acids)
Biological process (GO): regulation of transcription by RNA polymerase II
Molecular function (GO): DNA-binding transcription factor activity; RNA polymerase II cis-regulatory region sequence-specific DNA binding
Source: RefSeq, a predicted model, not a curated record
CAGUGACCUAUGAAGAUGUACAUGUUACCUUCACUCAGGAAGAGUGGGCAUUGCUGAAUCCUUCCCAGAAGAAUCUCUACAAAGAUGUGAUGCUGGAGAUCUACAGGAACCUCACUGCUAUAGGCUACAAUUGGGAAAACCAUAAUAUUGAAGAAAAUUGUCAAAGUUCUAGAAGACACAGAAGGCAUGGAAAAAGUAUUACUGGAGAGAAACCCUGUGAAUAUACUCAAGGUGGUAAUGGCUUUGCAUAUUAUAGUCUUCUUCAAGGGCAUGAAAGAAUUCAUAUUGGAGAGAAACCCUAUGAAAUUCUUCAAUAUGGUAAAGCCUUUGAACAUCACAAUCAUCUCCAAAGACAUAAAAGGACAUACACUGGAAAGAAACCCUAUGAAUGUAACCAAUGUGGUAAAGACUUCGGAUGUCCUAGUCAUCUCCUAAUACAUAAAAGAACACAUACUGGAGAGAAACCGUAUGAAUGUAGUCAGUGUGGUAAAGCCUUUGCUGAUCAUAGUCAUCUUCGUAAACAUAAAAGAACACAUACUGGAGAAAAACCCUAUGAAUGUAGUCAGUGUGAUAAAGCCUUUGCAUGUCACAGUAAUCUCCGAAUACAUAAAAGAACACAUACUGGAGAGAAACCCUAUCAAUGUCACCAAUGUGGUAAAGCCUUUGCAUGUCACAGUAAUCUCCGAAUACAUGAACGAACACAUACUGGAGAGAAACCCUAUGAAUGUACCCAAUGUGGUAAAGCCUUUGCAUGUCACAGUCAUCUCCUAAUACAUAAAAGAAUCCAUACUGGAGAAAAACCCUACAAAUGUAAUCAGUGUGAUAAAGCCUUUACACAGGAUAUAUCUCUACAAAUACAUAAAAGAAUACACACUGGAGAGAAACCCUAUAUAUGUAAUCAAUGUGAUAAAGCCUUUGCAUGCCACAGUAGUCUCCGGAUACAUAAAAGAACACACACUGGAGAGAAACCCUAUGAAUGUAAUGAGUGUGGUAAAGUCUUUGCAUGUCACAGUAUUCUCCGAAUACAUAAAAGUACACAUACUGGAGAGAAGCCCUAUGAAUGUACCCAAUGUGGUAAAGCCUUUACACGUCAUAGUAGUCUCCGCAUACAUAAAAGAACACAUACUGGAGAAAAACCCUAUGAGUGUAAUCAAUGUGAAAAAGCUUUUUCACAACAAGGUCAUCUCAGAAUACAUAAAAGAACACAUACUGGAGAGAAGCCCUACAAAUGUAAUCAAUGUGGUAAAGCCUUUGCACGUCAAAAUCAUCUUCAAAGUCAUGAAAGAAUUCAUACUGGAGAGAAACCUUACAAAUGUAAUCAUUGUGAUAAAGCCUUUUCACAACAAAAUAGUCUCCAAAUACAUAAAAGCACACAUACUGGAGAGAAACCCUACAAAUGUAAUCAGUGUGAUAAAGCUUUUUCACAACACAGUUAUCUACGAAUACAUAAAAGAACACAUAUUUGCAUAUAGCAGUAGUCUUAGAAGUCAUGAGAAAAGUCAUACUGCAGAGAAACCCCAUAAAUAUAGUCUAUAUGGUAAAGAUUUUCACUUCAUGGUAUCUUUAUAAAUCUUUUAGUAGUCUUUGAGACCUGAAAGAAUUCAUACUGAAGGGAAUCUAUGACUUAAAGGAUUUGGUAAGAUCUUUAGCAAAUACUUAUUUUCAGUUACACAAGAUUAUUUAUUUUUGGGAAAAAUAGGACAAAUGUCAACAAUGUAUUCAAGCACUAGGUUGUCACUCCUUAUUUUGUUUGCUUUUCAAAACUCAUAGGAACAAAAGCCUUUUUAAAUAAUAAGGUUACUCUUUUAGAAUUCACUGUUCUCUUCAGUUAUAUGGGGAAAAAAAUCUCAUCCAGUGCUAUGAGAUCACCCUGAAAAUGCCAAUGCAACAAUUGUUACACAUGGCAGCUAAAGCAGAAAGCUCAGAGCUCACAUCCUCACCUAAAGCAUGAAAUAGACAGUGGAAACUAGAAAUGGUGUGUGGAUAUAACCUCUCAAGCCCACUCCAAAUAACAUAUUUCCUUCAGCAGGGCACAUUUCCUAAAUCUUCUCAAAUGAUAUCUCCAACUGAGAAGGAUUGAUUUCUCUGAAUGAAAGCCUAAAUGCUUGCUUUUUGUUAAAUGAACCAGUUCAUGAUGAAGAAAAAUUCAGUGGUUAAGACUUGAGGUGCCUCAGUACCCAAGUUAUGGUAAUAAAUGUUUACAUACACAGAAUAGUCAUGAGUGAAAUUUAUGUUUGUAAUUAUUUAUUUAAUUUCAGUUAUGUGGUGUUUUUGCAUCUUUGUGUGUAUAUGUGCAUGCUGGGUCCCAAGAAGAUUAGACCGAUGGAACUUCUUGUAGCAAGGAUUUCAGGAAGUUGUCAAAAAUGUAACAGUGGUCUUGGGAAUGAACCUUGUUUUAACUGCUCUGCCAUGGCUUUAGACCUGGAGAUGUCAGGAAAUAGGAAAGGACUCAUACAAAAGAAAAACCCUAUUCAUGUAAACAGUUUGACAAAGACUUUAAACAUCAUAGUUGUCUUCAGUUUCAAGAAGAAAAAUCUUGUUUCAUCUCUUUUUCAUCGAUCGUAGCCUUGAAGGAAGUAAAUUAUUUACCAUGUUCACUAGAGUGUGAUGGUGGAGACCACCUAUUGUGGUUGUGGUUCGUAUUUUGAAAUAUUUGGAAUAGGUACUGCAGUUUGCUGUAUGUAUAACAAAUCCAUUUACAGAAGUUUAUUAAGCUGUUUUUGUAGUCCUUGUGUGGCUUCUGUUCACUUUCUAUUGCACGUUAACUUGGUGAUAGUUUUUUUUUUUUUCUGGAAUAUGCAGGAUGGGAUCACUAUCAUCUAAGUGGUCCAUUGUUUAUUUAUAUAUCAUACAAUGUGUGAUCAUACUUUUCAAGUAAGUAUGACUGUGAAAGUGCAGUGGUUGGUUGGUUGAUACUGACCUUUGUUUUUCUGAUUUUUACAAAUUUCCUUGAGAUUUGUUACACAGCCUUGCUUGGAUGUCAGUAACUACUCAAGGCUACAUUUGACCUCUUGAUUCUCAUGAAUCAGCCUCCUGAGUACAAGUCCAAGGGUAGAAAAUGUACCCCCAAUGUGUCCUGUUUCUUCAACACUUUUUAACAAUAUUAAUGUUAAAAUUCUUGAUAGAAGAGAAUAUAAGAAAUAUUAAAUACCUCAUGUGUAUCCAAAGCAGCACUUUCAUCUAUUUGGUAGAGUUGUAAUAAUACGAUAAUCAACAAUCAACUGUAUAUCUCACAACAUAGCUUGAUUGGUAUGGAUAUGUAUAUAUUAUUUGAUGUUCUCUGCUGCUUUAUUUUCCCAUUAGUUACCAUUGGCACUUCAGCUUUCUGGAGGAAUUAUUUAUAGAUUCAAGAUACUGUAACAGCAAUGAAAUUUACCUUGUUACGUAUAAUAUUGUAACAGCAAAGAGAAAAAGAUACAUUUCUUUGUGUCUGUGUAAUGUUCUGGGGUUUUAGACCAUGACAGGUAUGUGGAGAUUAGAAGACAACUUUCUGAGUUCUACUUUGGCCAUUUUUUUUAUUUUUAUUUUUAUUAAUUACAACUUAUUCAUUUUGUAUCCCCCCUGUAGCUUCCUCCCUCCUCCCCUCCCAAUCUUCCCCUUCCUCUCCCUUCCCCAUUCAUGCCCCUCCCCAAGUCCAAUGAUAGGGGAGAUCCUCCUCUCCUUUCUUCUGAUCCUAGUCUAUCAGGUCUCAUUAAGACUGGCUGUAUUGUCUUCCUCUGUAGCCUGGUCAGGCUGCUCCCCCCUCAGGGAGAGGUGAUCAAAGAGCAGGUCAAUCAGUUCAUGUCAGAGACAGUCCCUGUUCCCAUUACUAUGGAACCCACUUGGACCCCGAACUGGCAUGGGCUACAUCUGUGCAGGAGUUCUAGAUUAUCUCCAUGAAUGGUCCUUAGUUGAAGUAUCAGUCUCAGAAAAGACUCCUGUGUACUUUGGCCAUUUUUAUAUGAUGAUCAAGGUCGGGUUGCCAGCUGUGCACACCACAGACAUUUCCCACUGAGCCAUCUCACUCAUGCUCAAUGAGAUCAGUUGAAGCAUUGCAUCAAGUAAUUAAUGUAUUGUCUCAUUUUCAGGUUGUAAACAUAUUAUCAUCCCAAGAUAGAGGAAAACAGAACAAUUUGAAUAAUAAAUUUUAUUUGCAAAUGAUA